GUAUUCGACGGGUGCACAACAAACGUUACGUCUCGCUGUUUGUCGGGAAUUGGUAGUAAUUAUCGAGUGAAAGUGCCGCGUGCUAGAUAUUAAAAAAAAAAUGCAUUCGUUUUUGAGAAAAGUUAUUUCCCCAACCACUGCCAACCACGGUCUUCAACAGUUCCGUACUGUGGCGACGAAACCACGUACGGCGGUGGUAAUGCUGAACAUGGGAGGACCGCAGAACACCGAUCAAGUACACGAUUACUUGCUCAACAUUAUGACUGACCGCGACAUGAUCCAGCUGCCGGUUCAAAGCAAACUCGGCCCGUGGAUUGCGAAGCGACGUACACCAGAGGUACAGAAGAAGUAUUCGGAAAUCGGCGGCGGGUCGCCGAUCCUCAAGUGGACCAAUCUACAGGGCGAACUGAUGUGUAAGCAGCUGGAUAAGCUUUCACCAGAAACUGCCCCCCACAAGCACUACGUAGCCUUCCGGUACGUCAACCCACUGACGGAGGACACGUUCCGAGAGGUGGAACGCGACCAGCCGGAGCGAGUCGUGCUGUUCUCGCAGUAUCCGCAGUACAGCUGUGCGACAUCCGGUUCGAGUUUCAAUGCUAUCUACACACACUACAAGGAUAACCCCUCGAAAGGGCUAGCAAAUGCACGCUGGAGCAUGAUUGAUCGCUGGGGUACGCAUCCACUGCUGGCGAAAACGUUUGCCGACAACAUCCGCAAGGAACUGGAAAAGUUCCCCCAAGAGAAGCGGAAAGAGGUUGUGCUACUCUUCUCCGCCCAUUCGCUGCCCCUGCGGGCAGUCAACAGGGGCGAUGCGUACCCGUCGGAGGUGGGUGCAACGGUGCAGAACGUCAUGGCCGAGCUAGGUUGGGCGCAACCGUACUGCCUGGUUUGGCAGUCGAAGGUUGGCCCACUGCCCUGGCUGGAACCGUUCACCGAGGACGCCAUCAAAGGCUACAUUAAGCAGGGUAAGAAGAAUUUCAUCCUCGUACCAAUUGCAUUUGUAAACGAGCACAUCGAGACACUACACGAGCUUGACAUUGAGUACUGCCAGGAGCUGGCACACGAGGUCGGGGCGGAAAAAAUUGGCCGAGCGGCCGCCCCCAAUGAUCACCCGCUGUUCAUCGAGGCACUCGCCGAUGUGGUGCAGAAGCAUUUAGCCAGUGGGGUCACCGUGGGACCAAAAUUCCUGUUGCGCUGUCCGGCAUGUGUGAACUCAAAGUGUUCGGCCAGCAAACGGUGGUACAACGAAUUGUGCAAUUGAAUUAACAUGCAUAGACACAUUAGAUGCAGCCUGGGGCUGAUAAUGAGCUAUUAAGCAACCAAUAAAAUAAAAAAUCUCCACUGCAGGGCAACGGAACAUGGGUUGUUAUCUACAAAUGAAUUUAGUUGGCAUUAUCACAUCACGUAGCUGGAAGGUAGAUGCACGCAACAGUUGGCGCAAGACUUCGUUGCGAACGGACAAGAUUAUUGGCCAACGUCGAGUGUACCAGAUUAGUGAUGUAUUAUCAACGGUUUGAAGAGCACCUUUCUGACGGUGCAGCAUUUAAUUAGAGUUUUUGAAUAUAUAACAUUUUUAUUUGGAUGGAAUGAUGAUUGAUUUUGUUGGCGUUGGUACACUUUUGUGCAAUAAGAAGCUCUAAGAUACAAUAAACGUUUUGAUUACUCAGUAA
Messenger RNA from Anopheles coustani, 1670 nucleotides. It is a transcript of the gene FeCH, whose product is annotated as ferrochelatase, mitochondrial. The coding region runs from base 101 to 1261 and encodes 386 amino acids. Gene Ontology annotation, molecular function: protoporphyrin ferrochelatase activity. NCBI's taxonomy places the organism in Eukaryota, Metazoa, Arthropoda, Insecta, Diptera, Culicidae. The transcript is spliced from 3 exons. The record is from RefSeq and is a predicted model, not a curated record. Gene Ontology annotation, biological process: heme biosynthetic process.